Messenger RNA from Ectocarpus sp. CCAP 1310/34, 1275 nucleotides. The record is from the annotation of a GenBank genome assembly. Lineage: Eukaryota; Phaeophyceae; Ectocarpales; Ectocarpaceae.
AUGAUGCAGCGGGUAAUCAACGGGGGGCAAGAGCCCCAAACUUGGGCAGAGUCAAUUCAGGCGUAUGAGCGAGGCAAGACACAUCUGCCAUGGAACCCAGCGGAUGUCCCACCUCCGACAUACGUGAAGCAAUUCGAUGUGUCGCGAAAGAGUAGGGAGAUGGACCCGGUGCUCAUGCGAUAUAGCCGCCAUCCUGACACGAGGACUUCCUACGAUAUCCUUAACCACGUUCCAAAGGAGAAGGCCCACUCUGUGGCACUAAUUUACCCCAACGACAAAGGGCCGGAGGUGCUGCCCCAGAAAGUGGUGACGGUGGAGGGGGGAAAGAAGCCCCACAGUCAUCUGAGACGAGACGUGGACGUCUUGAGCAACAGGUUCUUGGAGAAGCAUGAAGAGCGCAUGACCGAAGAGAAGCGUUUCCUCCGAGAGAGAGCGGAGGAAAAGUACCGACGCACGCACGACUACAACAUCAUCGCGGGAGCUUACUACGACCAGGACAAGGAGCGAGAAUUCGUCAAUUCGAGGGAAAAGCUCUUGACCAUGCAGGGGCGAGCGCAGCAGUACCGGUUGCCGCCUAGCAUACGGUAUGGCGAAGGGAACGGCUACAACAUCAUCAAUCAGCAGCCAAAGACAACUGUCGUGGACAUGACAUCAGCAUCCGUGCAGGACCGUGGACUCUCCAAGCGAACGCGCGGCCGCCAAACCUACGAGGACAACAUUCGCCAGCACGAGCGCGCCGCCGCAGCAAGCGAGCAACAAAUCCUCAACCGCCCUUCCCACAUGCGGCACGUCGAGGUGCUCCGGACUGGGCACAACGUUAUCUCCAACCAAGAUUUCGCGGGGCGCGAGGGAAAGCCACCCCCGCAGCCGCGCGCGAAGCCACCGAUGCCUGUCUGGGACAGACUUAAGGGGGAGCACGGGAUGCCGGAAGCGGCAGCGUUAGGGUCGAGGCCGACGGCGGAGACCAACGACGGAGGCCAACAGCAUGGAAAUGUGACCGGACUUGGACAGACGGACUCGAGAAACGCGGAUGGUAGCAGUGGCAGGUGUGGGGGGCAAGCACCUGCUUCUCCCGGUGGGGUUCCAGGAAACGAGCGACGAAGCAGUCGUCGUGAGGCGCCUCCGCUCCUGCGAGAAGGAAGCAGCGACAAUCGGGGACGGAUCGACGAUCAUGGCGGGGAGACCAACCGCGGCAUGAAAGGAAGGAUGUCGGCGGAGGUUGCAAUGCCAAGCACGAAGGCUGCCGUGCCUCCGUUGAAUCUUUCUCGCUCUUGA